Messenger RNA from Vitrella brassicaformis, 2160 nucleotides. NCBI's taxonomy places the organism in Eukaryota, Vitrellaceae. The record is from the annotation of a GenBank genome assembly.
CGUAUCUCGCCUUGACUUGCCUUAUCGCUGGCUGCCUGUUUGUGUGUCUGCUGGUGGUGUGUGCGUACACUGUGUCUGACGAUGUCUGUCUGUCUGUCUGUCUGUCUGCUGUCUGUCUGUCCUGAUCGCUCCGUCCACUGGGGGUUAGCAGCAGAGAGAUGAGCAGUGAGGCGCACACGCGCGGAGAGAGGGAGGGAGGGAGGGAGACUGGGGGGUAUUUGUCCUACCUGUCUGUUUGCUGUCUGUGCGACACGAGGGGGCGUUUGAAAGGCCAGGCCACGCCGAUUUUCGCUUUCUGGGCGUCUGCUUGCUUGGGUGCAGCAUGUAAUGGCGAUGGAUGAGGGAGGAGAGGACAAGACAGCUAGGGCGCUGAGUGGCGUUAAGUAGGGUGGGUGGGGAUGUGGGUGGAUGGAUGGCGGCCUUUUUUCGUUUCGUUUUCCGUGUGGGACGUUUGAUUUCUCCGACACACAUACACGACAUGCGAACGUGGAGCGCAGUUGGCCAUAGAUGGUUGUAUGUGUGUGUGUGUCUGCCUUUUCGUGCCAGCGGGCAGACUGACGGACGGGGUAUUAAUCGCUCGAGCUCAAACACCGUGGAUGGAUGGAUGGAUGUUGGUUGGCAGAGACUUUCUCUUGCAUUGAUUGUUGAGACUCGGACGUGCCUGCGAGAAUGGCUAGGCCAUUAAAUAUCCUCGCCACAAGCUGGGGGUAGGCUGGGGGCCACUGAGGCGCAAGACGGCCACGAUGAAGACCGCUGCCUCCGUGCUUCUCAUCAUCAGCGCCUGCUCUGCUGCAGGUAAGGCUCACGUGAAUCCUGACGGACUGUUCCGUGACCCGACCGCAUUAAUUACAGCCGGGGCGAUGACUGGAGCGCUGGACGUGACGGAGCCCCUGGCAGCCGGACUGGAGGAUGAGCGCCCCAAGUGCAGGGUCAUGUUCGAGGUGAGACGGAAAGAAGCAAAAAGCUCGACGAAGCUCAGCUGCACGCAGGCUUCAUGUUUGUUCAGGCGUCGGACGCGUCAUCAGAAAAGGACGGUGCACAUGUGUACCAAAUGGUUGGCUUCAGAUGGUCGAUUACAAAAGGCGUCUCGUGCGACGCCCAGGAGGAGACAUGCGUCAUCAGUACUGUGACGAUGUCGCAUGGGACGACAAGGUGACAGGAGACACACACACAUCACGCCUUUCUUCGUGCUGUGCUCUCCAGUGAUUGAUCGACAGCACGGAAUGAUGCUCUUAAUCGGCAGAGGUCAAUCAGUUGCAUCUGUCUGUCUGUCUGUCUGUCUGUAGACCCGCUCUGAAUAACGAACCGAGCAGACCUGGAGACCUGUUCAGCAGGUCGUGGUUGAUGGACGAGUACGUCGAGACGGCUCCCAAAGACGUCACAGGUAAGCGCAUGCACAUAUCGGAGCUAUCAGUGGCUAUCACAAUUAUCAUCCUUCUGUCGAACAGGCAAGGGCCACUGCUACAAGAAUGCGGUCACACCGGUCGUGUGCAAAACCCAAACGAAGCGAACGUUCAAGUGGAUGUUGCAGGACGGAGGCAAGUACUGCAUGGACCCUGACACGGUGAGAAAGAUACCAACACAGGGUACUUCUCCACACCCUCUGCUGUGUCUUCUCCAGAAGGUUGAGGUCAAAACUGCAGGAUUGACGCGGCCUCGAACUUCAGACACGCCUCUCUUUGCCCAAUACGGCGAGCACAAGCACGUUGUCUAUUUCCCAGGCCACAAAAGUGAGGAUCGGCUCUUUGAUGGAUAAAGUACCAUGCUUGUUACUGUCCUGUGAAUGUCCUUCCCUGCAGACUGGAUGCCACCCUCUAACGAAUGAGCCCAUGCAGGCUGACUGACAGCAACCUUGAGAGAGACACGAUCCUCAUUCGACGAUUCAUGCCCAGAAUGACAGUUCCGUCUGUGAUACAUGAUGCCCAGUCACCGAGACUGUCCGUUGGUUCGUUUGCCCUGAUGGUGUGCCGGUGAUGAGCAGUGAUAGAUCUGCCACACUUGGGGCUGGUGGGAUGCAAAGGAAGGAAAGGACUGAGACACAGAAAUGAAAGACACGCUACACGCAGAGGCCUAUGCGUGUUUGAACAGCUAGCACAGCGACACAGAGACGAUCUUGCAGUAUCUCGGAUGAAAGCACGGAAAGAGGCCAUGUCUCUCGAG